Molecule: messenger RNA, 596 nt
Organism: Notothenia coriiceps (black rockcod)
Lineage: Eukaryota; Metazoa; Chordata; Actinopteri; Perciformes; Nototheniidae
Product: coatomer subunit beta'-like
Exons: 5
Biological process (GO): intracellular protein transport; retrograde vesicle-mediated transport, Golgi to endoplasmic reticulum; endoplasmic reticulum to Golgi vesicle-mediated transport
Cellular component (GO): COPI vesicle coat
Molecular function (GO): protein binding
Source: RefSeq, a predicted model, not a curated record
UCCACGUAGAGUUUAAGAGAAGCCGGACGAGGGCAACAGGGAAGCGGAUUAUUUCACCGGACAGCACGGCUGAGACUCACUGACGUGGAACCAUGCCUCUGCGGUUGGACAUCAAGCGGAAGCUGUCGGCUCGCUCAGACCGGGUGAAGAGCACCGACCUGCACCCCACUGAGCCCUGGAUGGUGGCCAGUCUGUACAGCGGCACCGUGGUGGUGUGGAACCAUGAAACACAGAUGAUGGUGAAAACCUUCGAGCUGUGUGACCUGCCUGUCAGAGUGGCCAAGUUUGUAGCCAGGAAGCACUGGGUCAUCGCCGGAGCAGAUGAUAUGCAGAUCCGAGUGUUUAAUUACAACACUCUGGAGCGAGUUCACAUGUUCGAGGCUCACUCCGACUACAUCCGUUGCAUCGUGGUGCAUCCCAGCCAGCCCUACAUCCUCACCAGCAGCGAUGACAUGUUGAUCAAGCUGUGGGACUGGGAGAGGAAGUGGACGUGCAGUCAGGUGUUUGAGGGACACACUCACUACGUCAUGCAGAUCGUCAUCAACCCCAAAGACAACAAUCAGUUUGCCAGCGCCUCUCUGGACAGAACCAUUAAG